AGCAUUAAAAGGAAGUCCGUCGCCUUCUAUUUUCUUCUUUAGACUUAUGUACGUACCGCACGACGUACAGUUGUACCUGCUCCUGAGGGUUGCAUACCUUGACCGAGCAGACACAGGCAUCGACCGAAAGCCUCCAGGGUGACUCGGCGGGCUAUCUUGCCACGCAUGAUACAAAAAAGGCUUCUGUGGUGCAUGCAUUGACACCCACUACGACCCCACCCCUUCAACCCUCUCUCCCCUCGCAGGGCACCACCCAGUGGCUGACCAUCUACACGGCGACCACAGCGGACGUGCUGACGUGCCCCGGGUGGAACUACUUUGAGGCACCACCUGAGACGGUGCAGACCCAGAUGGCGCUGGAUGCCUACAAAGCGGAUGAAGUGGUUGCCGUGAAGGUCAAUGUCAAUGGCACAGAUGUGGCAGACAAAACCGAGCUGCCGGUGGUGGCGUCUCUUGGGCUGCACCUCUACGACGACUUUGUGAUCUCCGGUUCCUCAGGACCCAGCCCACCACCGCUGCCCCCAAGGUCUCCACGGCCACCAAGCCCACCGCCUCCGCUCGCUCUAGCUUCUACAACCACUCGCAGGCUCACCUCAUCACUGACGCCGACAUCACCUUCAAAGCCCACACACUCAUGGCAUCUCCAUCCUCCUUCCCCAGCACCGGACGUCGUGGUUUGGGCAACCUCCGCAACCUGCUAUGAUAACAGCUCAACGUCGGGCGCCAUACUGAAGCGCAUGGUGGGGCCUCCUAGUGCCAAAGUCCUCGCCAUCAAGGCAUGCAAGGCAACGACAACCUUGGGCUGGGUUCCAUCUAUGAAGAGUCCAAGCUAUGCUGUUGCCAACUUCAACGUUAGCCCCCUCGUCAUUGCCAACCGUGUGGAGAGUGUUGAUGUGUACCUUCUCAGCCGCGGCACUUCAAACCACGGCAUUACCUCCAUCGACAUCCAGUUGAUGGCAACUGCCGAGGGAGUGAGUCACUGGACAACCAUCUACACAGCCAGUGCGGCAGAUCGUCUCGUAUGCCCGGGCAUUAAACGCUUUCCUGUGAAGGGCGGCGCUGCGCAGUUGCCCAUUACACAGGAGGUACUCGGCGCGGCUCAGGUGGCGGCUGUGAAAAUACACGUUAACGGCACUGGCGUUGCCGACAAGAGCCAGUUGCCAAUUGUAGCCGCAGUCGGGCUCAAUCUUGGCGAUGGCACGGCCUAAUUCAGUAAUUGUGGUAGCAGCAGUAGUAGUAGACAAAUUGUGGAGCCUCUCAUAUCCGUUACAGUGCGCCGCCGUGAGUCGUACGUCAAGGUUGAAAUCGGAUGCCAUGUAUAUGCCAUAUGGGUUUCUGGAUGUUUUACCCAGUUGAUGCGCAUUAGGAAGACGCCUGCAUAAGCGGUUUCCAUAAGUAAGGUAUCACUUCCUGAGCUGCUGUGUUUACCUUUUGUCUCCGGAAAUGCCGGAAGUCGCUUCCUCUUGACAGAUUUGUCAGCAGCAGGCUGUUAUUAUCUGUGCUUUCCAUUCGCUACCUGAUAAGGUGCUUUGGCUAACUUUACAAGGUGCAGGAUGCAAGAAAAGUGCAUUCUUGCGGGGUAGGUGCAGUCGUAUUAUUUCCCUCCAUAUUUCCGUGUCUUUAGCAGAACCGGGAGUAGGAUGCUGGGAGAUGAGCGUCGGUGCGCAUGCAGCAAGUCCACUAUACACGAGUGGAUGGGGGGAUAGUGUUGGAGUGGGGUGAUACGGAUUGCCAAUGCAACCCGCUUGACAAUGGUCUAUCAUCCCUAGGUUUGCUCGGGUUGUGACCAUGUGGCAGAAGGGGACGGUUCAUACACGAUGUCCACCCAUUAUUUGGCGGGACUUGCGUUUCCAAGCAGCUGCGUGCGUUGGUUGAUUGUGGAAAACCGCGAAUAUUUCGGGCGCUUACCCGGCUCAGUAUGGUGGUACGUACGUAUGUAGACCGUUAUGUUGGAAUUGCUCGACACACCACCAUCGGACAAUGAAUGCUUGCAGAGUCAGGAAUCCCUGCAUUGCAGCUAACCUAUGCCUGUGCAGAAGAGUCUUCAGGUUUUAGACUUUAGCUGCCACGUUUGUGUGUUUGAGUGUUGCUGUGGUGUCAAGUGCCGUAAUAUCAGGGGGCUCGCUCAAUUACGAAGCAAUGACUUGCUUGUUUGUCUUCUAUGCAAUGUUUGCUGAAAUUAGUAGAAAUUAGUAGUAGCCAGAAACUGGCGGUUUAUCCUAGCGGGAACGCCUAGGUGAUGUUGUGAUUUCAUAUAUCCAUUUUUUGCCAAGUCCUCGGAUGUGGGGAACGUGUGGGCAAGCCCAGGGGUCUCUCACCUCGAAGAAUUGUUCAGUUUGUAUUCGUGCGUGCGUGGUGGUGCAAAAAACCGCUGGGCGCCGAGCUUGUUAGGAAAAGUCGUCAUAAGCAGUAAACGCAUGACGAAGACCACAUAGCAGCAGCAUGGCAUGUGUGUGCGCGCGUGACGACAAAUUGUGGCGGAUCUGUGCAGUCGGAGGAACAGUUCUGCCCUCUGCCGGCAGGGUGGAGGUGCCUUCGCAAGCAAGUGGCCGCUGUUGUAUGGGCAGGCGGGAAUGCCUGCGUGCAUGGAUGCAAGUGCAAUGGCGGCAGGAUGGCGGUUCCCCCGCGCAUGGGUGCCGGUUUUGGAAAGUAUGGGCAGCCCGCGUGUUUGUGCCUUCUAGUUCGCGGUGUGUGCUACGCUCACUGCAGCGGAAGGGUGUCGUUAGUGCAAUAUUUACUGCCCCCGUUUACAUUGUUUCGUAUCUAGGGUGAGGAAUAACCGCUAGAGUAUCCCUCCUCGUGAUAACGGCGCAAAUAGUAAAAACAUUAAUAGUAUCUUGGGUGACGUGUCUGGCCAGCUUGCCUGCCCUGCGCGGGGCCGUCAGAUAAUAAUAUGCGAAUUGCCCUGCGCGGUGUCCUGGUGACCCAUGGGUCACAUUGGGGCUUUAUUGUGCGAAGGCAGCGGGCAAUUCCAUGCACCAAGCAAAUGCACAUCCAUACACCAUCAUGUUAAUUGUGUACGAUGCAUGUUACUGGUAUAUUAAGAAUACACUUGUGGGGAGGAGAGACAAGAGGGCAACAUGGGUAAAACGGCAUAG
This is a messenger RNA of Astrephomene gubernaculifera, 3098 nucleotides long. The record is from the annotation of a GenBank genome assembly. Lineage: Eukaryota; Viridiplantae; Chlorophyta; Chlorophyceae; Chlamydomonadales; Astrephomenaceae.